UAUGCGUUGUGCAUCUUGUUCCCCUUCUCUUUUACGAUUUUUCGCUUGAAUUUCAUGUUAUCGUCAUGACUCAUUAUCCCGGUUCACCUUUCUUUUUUAUUGUUUUUUACAUAACACGAAGAUAGAUUAACGCUUUAACAUUACAGUCAACGCGAUAAAUUUUUUUUUGUUUCUUCUAUGUUUCGUAGUAUCGUGUAUGGGCCGCCAUUUGUUGAUUGGUUGUACGGUGGUGUUACCAUUAUCUACUAAAUGAAUGACGGUCAACCGCAUAACAAUAAUUGCCGUCACCGUCACCAACGAUCGUCGACUGUUCUGUUUUACAAAUUAUUAUUAAUCAUCCAAAAACUAUCUGAAUCGGAUACAAUUUUGUUGUCCAAAAAGCAAGGCGGAUUUUUAUUAAUUUUAUGAUGCUUUAUAUUGUGUCGUUGUAAUACGAUAUUAUGUCCAACGACUUAUUUUAUUGAGUAUAAUACUAUAACGUCCCACCCACAAAUACACACAUAAUCACAAAAUAUGGUAUUAGACCUACAAAGUGAUGUAUCUCAAAGAAAUGCCAAUAAUUGUGAAAAUGAAAAUGAAGAAGACAUUGAGGAUGGAGAAAUUUUUGAUGAAGAAGAUGAAGGUGAAGUGGAAACAAAGGUUCCAGAAUCAUGUGAAAAAACUUCAGAAAUGAAACAAUCGUUAGUAAAUGAGAAUUGUCCCGGUGAAGGACCGAAGGAAAAAGAUUUUGAACAGCAAUGGGAUUCGGGGUCUCGAUCUCAACAGUCUUAUUCAAAAAUGCAUAUGGGAACGAGUAAGCCUUUUGCAGGAUUCAACAACAGUAGACCUAGGACCGAUAGAUUUCCUAGAAAUAAAGGUUCUAUGAUUAAACGUGAUUUUGGUCAUCAGAUGGAUGACGAUCGACCUAGACGGAAAAGAAGAAGAUUUGAUCAGAUAGAUGAAAAAGAACCUUUGAACAGAAAUAAUGGGAUAUUUAAUAAGAGAAAGAAUAACGAUAAUCCAGUUGAGCCAGCAGAUGGAGUCAAUGAAGACGAGAUGUUGUAUGUCAGAGGAGCUAGUCCUGAAUCAACAAACUUUGAAUCGUUUUCUCGGGACUUUGAAGAAGAUGGUGGAGGAGAAGACUUCCGUCAUUCCAGAGAUAAUAAUUUCGGGCGGAGAGGUAGAGGUAGAAGAGGAGGCAUUGAUAUAGACCGUCGUAAUAAUAGAGGUAUGGGACCAAAACGGCGUAUGGGUUCUGGUCCUCCGUUAAAAGUAAAACGACCAGAAGACGAAGAAAAAAUUUGUCAAUAUUUUCUUCAGGGCAAAUGCCUUAAGGAAAAUAACUGUACUUACUCACAUCAACAACCGAAUGGCCGAAAAAUGGAACUAUGUAAAUUUUAUUUAAUGGAUCGUUGCAGUAAAGAAGAUCGCUGUACUUUUAUGCAUAGUGAAUUCCCUUGUAAAUAUUUUCAUACUGGUAUGAAAUGCUAUUCUGAACCAAAUUGUCGAUUUAGUCAUGCAAAACUAGAUGAUGACCAGAAAAAAAUGCUUCUUAAGUCAUUUGGAAAAAUACGUUACGAUCCACCAGAUUAUGAUGAUUUUAAAACUGAUGAUUUUAAGAAUAAGUAUGAAGAAGAACCCAAAGCAAUAGUAGAAAAUAAUUUUAAUGUUAAAAAUGAUAAGAAUAAAAUUCCGUCGUUAUUAGAAAUGCAAAUACCUGUUCCUCCAGCUUUAAAAACUACUGAAAAGAAUAAUUCAGAAGACGAUUCAGAAGCAAAUAACAAUAAUAAUAGUACUCCUAUGCCGUCACCUUCAAGAGAUGAAAUUGUUGACAAUAACUUUGAAAUAAAUGAAAAUGAACAGUUCACGAAUUCGCAAUCGAACAGCCGCUCACUACAUAGAAGUAGAAAACAUGAUAAAAAACAGAAACACAAUAAAGCAGCUCGAAAAAAGCAUAGAGAAGAAAGAUAUGAACAAAAACGGUUAGAAAAAUCGAGACACAGAAAAGAAGAAUUACCCAUGUCUAUUGGCGAUCCAAUAAUGUUGGAUGAGCUUAGUGACAAUGACGAUGAAUUCAAUGAUCUUGUUAUCGACGAAGAAAAAUUUCCAAAUGAAAGUAAAGAGCAACAAUUGCCAAAAAAGCAGAAGGAGCUUUUAAAAAGAAUUCAAGUUCAACAAAAAUACUACAACGAUACUGAAGGAAGUGACGAUCACUGUAGUAACCAUGAAGAUCAUUAUUCCAGCGAUAGUCAAGACCCAUCGGCUCCUAAUUCUAUUAAUAACUUGUUAAGUUCGUUACAAAAUUCUGGUAAUGAACCAUUUCCAACAUGUUCAGUUUCUGGCUCACAAGAUUCAAAAGUAGAACAAGUUGAUCUUAACAAAAUUACUAUAAGUGAAGAUAUAGCAAAACUAUUAAACAGUAUAAAAGCAAAAUCUGGAAAUGAUCAAUCAAUAAAAGAACAAACAUCUCCAUUUCAUCUGAAUCCUUUGGAACAGCCUUUUGAAGAACCAAUACAAGAAAAAAAUAUUUGUUUAGUUGAAUCUCCUGCUAGCCCUACCUCUAAUAGUGGUACCGCAAUGGAGUUAGGAAAAUCUGAUGUCGAUCUUAGACAGUUGCCGUUUCAAUUCCCAGCCGCAGCAGCGACAGAAAUACAAGCUUCAAUUGAUAGUCAUCCGCCAAUGAAAUAUCAACUUGUGCCAACUCAAGUUUCCGUGCCAGAUUAUUCUAAGAUUCCUCCAACAAUGGGAAUUGAUGAUCCACGUCUUAGACGCAGUAUAGCCGCAGCUAGAGACCCAAUGUUUAGUCAAAGUGCUCCUGUAGCGGUUGCUACUAUUAUAAGACAAGCAGCACCUCAAAAGAGUGCUCCUCGUGAUCCUCGCAAACCACAACAAGAUGUUAACCCUUGCACAUCAGUUUUACGGCCUCCCCUGUUACCAACACCUAAUACAUUGGUACACCAACGGCCCAUGGACAGUGACAUGAGACAUAUGCCAUCUCCUAUAAUGUGUCCACAAAUGAUGGCAGUCCCAAAUGAUCCUCGUCGGAAACAGGCCGCGCCUGGAGAUCCCAGACAAAGGCAUAGAUUUGAUGUGGAUCAAAGAAUAAACAAUAUGAAUAACUUUAAUUUAAUAAAUUUUAAGUAACUUAAGUUUUUAAGUAUAGAAGUGUACAGACUUAUUAGUAACAGGUAUUUUGUUAUUAUGGAUAUAAUAUAUUGUAUAAUAUAGUGUAUAAAUAUUU
Molecule: messenger RNA, 3220 nt
Organism: Adelges cooleyi (spruce gall adelgid)
Lineage: Eukaryota; Metazoa; Arthropoda; Insecta; Hemiptera; Adelgidae
Gene: su(sable)
Exons: 15
Coding region: 514-3123 (869 amino acids)
Biological process (GO): negative regulation of DNA-templated transcription
Cellular component (GO): nucleus
Molecular function (GO): metal ion binding; RNA binding
Source: RefSeq, a predicted model, not a curated record